AUGGAGAGGUCUUCAGGGGCGCAUGGCCUUAUGAACGAGAGGACUCCUCUUCUGAACGGACUAGAGGGGAGAAAAAGAAAUGACACCCCGGAAAAUGGUCAGCUGACAGAUCUCGAACAUGGAGAUGCAGUACCGGCAGCACAUGUGGGCUUCAGUAGAGUAUUUUCACUUGCAAAGCCUGAAGCUGGUAGUUUGAUUGUUGGCACAGUUGCUUUGUUAAUUGCAUCCACAUCAAGCAUAUUAGUGCCAAAAUUUGGGGGGAAAAUAAUUGACAUUGUUUCUGGAGAUACUCAAACACCUGAACAGAAAUCUGAAGCUUUGGAUGCUGUCAAGAACACAAUUCUCUAUAUAUUUCUAAUUGUCAUAAUCGGUUCAAUUUGUACAGCACUUCGAGCAUGGUUGUUUUCUUCUGCUAGUGAGAGGGUUGUUGCUCGAUUGAGAAAGAAUCUAUUCAGUCAUCUUAUUCACCAGGAAAUAGCCUUUUUUGAUGUUACUCGCACAGGGGAACUUUUGAGUAGGCUAUCUGAAGAUACGCAGAUUAUUAAAAAUGCUGCAACCACCAAUCUUUCAGAGGCUCUAAGGAAUCUUUCUACUGCAUUUAUUGGUCUCGGGUUCAUGUUUACAACUUCAUGGAAGUUAACAUUGUUGGCUUUGGUUGUUGUUCCUGCAAUAUCCAUUGCUGUCAGAAAAUUUGGACGCUAUCUGCGUGAACUUUCUCACAAGACUCAAGCCGCUGCUGCAAUAGCUUCAUCUAUUGCUGAGGAAACGUUUGGUGCGAUACGCACAGUGAGAUCAUUUGCACAGGAAGAAUAUGAGGUCUCAAGGUACUCUGGAAAAGUUGACGAGACAUUAAAUCUUGGACUCAAACAAGCAAAAGUUGUUGGUUGUUUCUCUGGAGGUCUUAAUGCAGCUUCAACGCUAUCAGUUAUUGCAGUAGUAAUAUAUGGAGCUACCCUGACAAUCAAUGGGGCCAUGACUCCGGGAUCACUCACAUCCUUCAUUCUGUAUAGCUUAACUGUUGGAUCGUCAGUAUCUGGACUAUCUAACUUAUAUACGGUGGCAAUGAAAGCUGCUGGAGCUAGUAGGCGAGUUUUCCAGCUCUUAGAUCGUGUUUCUUCCAUGCAAGAAUCAGGAAAUAAGUGUCCAUUGGGAAAUGAAGAUGCAGAAGUGGAGUUGGAUGAUAUUUGGUUUGCUUAUCCAUCCCGUCCAAAUAAUAUGGUCCUGAAGGGAAUAACAUUGAAACUACAGACUGGUUUUAAGGUUGCAUUGGUGGGUCCAAGUGGUGGUGGAAAGACGACAAUUGCGAACUUGAUAGAGAGAUUUUAUGACCCGGUCAAAGGAAAGAUAUUGCUUAAUAGAAUUCCUCUGGUCGAAAUAUCUCAUGAUCAUCUCCAUAAAAAGAUCAGUAUAGUGAGCCAAGAACCUGUUCUUUUUAACUGCUCGAUCGAAGAGAACAUAGCCUAUGGAUUAGAUGGUAAAGCAAGCAGCAUUGAUAUAGAAAACGCUGCAAAAAUGGCCAAUGCCCACGAAUUCAUAGCCAAGUUUGCCGAGACUUAUCAAACGCAUGUCGGGGAACGUGGAGUGAGGCUUUCUGGAGGCCAAAAACAAAGAAUAGCCAUUGCUCGAGCUCUUCUAAUGAAUCCCAGAAUCCUACUUUUAGACGAGGCAACUAGUGCCCUGGAUGCCGAAAGUGAAUAUCUAGUUCAGGAUGCCAUGGAUUCCCUAAUGAAGGGUCGGACCGUGCUAGUCAUAGCUCAUAGGCUUUCAACUGUAAAGACUGCAGACACUGUUGCAGUGGUUUCUGAUGGCCAGAUAGUGGAAAGUGGCACUCACGAUGACCUCCUCGGCAAGAAUGGUAUCUACACAGCAUUAGUUAGGAGGCAACUACAAGGGCCAAAACACGAAAUCUAG
Molecule: messenger RNA, 1911 nt
Organism: Fraxinus pennsylvanica
Lineage: Eukaryota; Viridiplantae; Streptophyta; Magnoliopsida; Lamiales; Oleaceae
Source: the annotation of a GenBank genome assembly